This is a messenger RNA of Penicillium expansum, 1713 nucleotides long. Its product is annotated as putative C6 transcription factor. Lineage: Eukaryota; Fungi; Ascomycota; Eurotiomycetes; Eurotiales; Aspergillaceae. Gene Ontology annotation, biological process: DNA-templated transcription; positive regulation of transcription from RNA polymerase II promoter by galactose. Bases 1 to 1713 code for a protein of 570 amino acids. The record is from RefSeq and is a predicted model, not a curated record. Gene Ontology annotation, molecular function: DNA-binding transcription factor activity, RNA polymerase II-specific; RNA polymerase II cis-regulatory region sequence-specific DNA binding; zinc ion binding. Gene Ontology annotation, cellular component: nucleus. The transcript is spliced from 2 exons.
AUGUCAUUUCAAGGUCCAACAACAUCAGCCUUUAGUUUCGACCUUGCAAAAUCCAGUCUGCAGCAGCGCGGGAUUGUGGAACGUGUUGAAGCUGGCGAUGAGCGCGAUAUGACCCAAGAACCCUCACCACUGGCAUCGCCAUCGGCUCCAAAUGAGAAACUUGAAACACGCCAGACCCUCGAUCCACUUUGGACUCUCCCCAAAGCUGAGGCACUUCGCCUUUGCCAAGUCUACGAGGAGGAAAUGGGCAUCAUGUACCCGGUUCUGGAACUGUCGGAGAUUUUAGAACAGGUUCAUCUUCUCUAUGGCCCAAUGGACCGCGCGCUUGGACCAACCCACCAGCCCAAUGGACACAAUGGGCUAGCUCGCGAAGAUAUCCAUAUUCUACGUGUAGUGUUUGCAUGUGCCUUGACAGCCGAAGCUAGUGGUCUGAGUGAACAGGCUAUUGCUCUCUUUGAUAGUGUACGAGAAGUUCAGGACAAUUGUGUCUGGGGUUCGCCCGAAAUCAAGAACAUCAUAUUUUUGACUCUUGUGUCAAUGUUCUAUUUUCAAAUGGACGAGGAAAUUUUGGCGUGGCGCACCGUUGGUAUUGUUGAGCGCAUGUGUCUCGAGAAAGGUCUUCAUCGACGGGAAACCCUGAAUCAACCGACCAUCAUAGCUGUGGGGAAGGAUCGCGUUUUGCGACUCUUCUGGUCUAUAUACAUUCUGGAUAUGCGCUGGAGCUUUGGAACUGGCAUGCCGUUUGCCCUGGAAGAUACAGAUAUUGACCCUUGGCUGCCAGAGCCCACCGAGAAUACACCCUAUCUGCGCGUGAUGAUCAGGUACAGCCGGAUCGCAGCGAAGGUGUGGAAGUUCAUAGCGGCGUUUAAUAACACCAACGAAAUCAAAAAGGAAGAAAUGAACUAUUUGGAUUGGCAGGUUUUGCGCUGGGUGCAUGCCAUUCCAGACUCAUUGCGGCUUGAUAAUCCGAGCUCGGCGGAGUCUGGGACUGCCGUGGAAGGAACACGGAGCCUACGCAGACUGCGUGCUCUCCUGUACCUUCGUGCUAAUCAGCUACGCAUGCUAAUCCAUCGCCCUGUUCUUCAUACUUCAGCCCAUGUCAACCAAUAUCCAGGCGAGUCUGAGACUGUGGUGGAAAUCGCCAAAGAUACAAUUCGUUUCAUUACCCGCUUGAACGAUACAUCGGACAUCUACCAUUUACAGCAGGUGGCAUUUAAUUGGUUUCUCGUCUCGGCCCUUGCAGCUUUAUUCCUGGCAGUUGCCCAGGCUCCAACACAAUUCAGUGGGUCGUGUAAGGAGGAAUUUUACUGGGCUUUGGAGUUGGUCAAAGGAGUCUCAGCCCAGUCUUAUAUUUCUCGCCGACUAUGGAAGUCUAUUCGAAGCCUCCGUAAGCUUGGUCCUCAAUUGGGCCUUGGGGUCCAGAAAAAGCGCCUGAAUAUCGAAGCGGGUGUUGAAAGCGAACAUUCAAAUAUCCACGGGUCUCCCCAAUUGCCCCAAUCUACAAUCCCAGAGAGUCAGACACCACAGAACGGGGAACAAAUGACACAGGAGUUGAUGGAGUGGUUUGAAGCCGUGGGAAGUUUGGAGGAUCAAAUCAUGGGGAUGGGAACGGGCCCUGUGCCAGACAGAGGACCUUACCAGCAGAUGCCCGACGGGGGGUUUGUGUUUGAUUACGGCGAAGAAUUGUCGAGUGUGAUGAAAGACUUCUUCUGA